Messenger RNA from Gregarina niphandrodes, 768 nucleotides. RefSeq lists its product as hypothetical. Lineage: Eukaryota; Apicomplexa; Conoidasida; Eugregarinorida; Gregarinidae. Bases 1 to 768 code for a protein of 255 amino acids. The transcript has a single exon. The record is from RefSeq and is a predicted model, not a curated record.
AUGGAGGACGUCCACGCUGUGAACAUACGCAGUUUGAUGGCAGAGCGGUCGAGUUGGAGUCGCGAAAUGGUGUGGCGCGAGUAUUAUCUGCACCGCCAAAUGAAGUGCCGAAAGGCGCCAAUGUCCGGAAAGGGGAGUGGGUUGGUGGAGCGUUGGGACAUGUCACCGAAGGGUCAUUUCGACUACGCGUUGCAGAGGCGGUCUUGCGUUGAUGCCGUUGCUCGACCUGUGUGGCAAGAGCCGUCAAUCAAUCUCGUGACUAGCACAAAACAUCCUGUCAAGGUUGCCUCCACGCACCCCGACAUUAUCAAAAGUGCCAAUGUAGAGUACAUGGACCAGUCCUACCCGCGGUAUUCAAUCAGAUGCAAAAGAGUCCGCUCGGACAUCCGUGGAAUCGAUCGCGGCGAAGCGGAAGGCGGAGCAGACCGCGGAACGGGGAGCGACCCAUGGGUGCACUCCAAAGAAGGUUUAUACCCCACAGACGAUUGCACAACCGACCAUCGCAAAGAGCUUGAUGCGGCCGGACGGUUCAUCGGAUGUCGGCGUAGAACCGCCAACAAGCGAACCGAAGAACACUCCGUCUCUUUAUCCACGAUCUUUUCGGACUGCUCUCUUGAAGACCUCGUCACCGGCCACUUCACCGAACAUUACACAGAACUGCCUUCAAAUGUUUAUGAAAACAAUUUUCACGAAAGGUCUUGGUUCUGCCAAAACUCCAAGAGCUUCGAUAAAGAUCUUCCCUUGCUACGCAAUCAGAUCGUGGUCUAA